AUGUCAUCUCGGCCAGACCUCAAGAUCGACGACGAAGUCGGCUUCAUCCGAUUUUACCGCUCCCUCGACCCUGUAAGCGAUGAGACUAUCCGGAUCUUCGACCGUGGCGACUGGUACUCGGCCCACGGCGCCGAAGCCGAUUUCAUAGCUCGAACCGUUUACAAGACUACCUCCGUCCUGCGCAACCUCUCCGGCGGCUUGCCGUCCGUCUCAAUGUCCGUUACGGUGUUCCGAAACUUCUUACGAGAGGCACUGUUCCGACUAAACAAAAGAAUUGAGAUCUGGGGCUCUGUGGGUACAGGCAAGGGGCAUUGGAAGAAAGUCAAGCAGGCGAGUCCCGGCAAUCUGCAGGAUGUGGAGGACGAACUUGGAGCCAUGGGAAUGGCAGGCGCAGGAAGUACAGGGGCGCCGAUCAUCAUGGCCGUCAAGCUUAGUGCGAAGGCCGGCGAGGCGCGAAAUCUGGGCGUUUGCUUUGCGGAUGCGAGUGUGCGCGAGCUGGGCGUGAGCGAAUUCCUGGAUAACGAUGUCUACUCGAACUUUGAGGCGCUUAUUAUUCAGCUCGGUGUCAAGGAGUGUCUUGUUGUGCAGGAUGUCAAUCGGAAGGAUGUGGAGGUUGGCAAGAUCCGGGCGAUUUGCGAUAACUGCGGGAUUGCGAUCUCGGAGCGGCCUGUGUCUGACUUUGGGGUGCGCGAUAUCGAGCAGGAUCUUACGCGUCUCUUGAAAGAUGAGCGCUCUGCUGGGACGCUGCCGCAGACGGAGCUCAAGCUUGCGAUGGGAAGCGCGGCGGCGCUGAUUCGGUACCUCGGUGUCAUGUCGGAUGCGUCGAACUUCGGGCAGUACCAGCUCUACCAGCAUGACUUGGCGCAGUUUAUGAAGCUUGAUGCGGCGGCGUUACGGGCGCUGAAUCUCAUGCCUGGCCCUAGGGAUGGGUCGAAAUCGAUGAGCUUGUUUGGGCUCUUGAACCAUUGCAAGACGCCUGUUGGAAGCCGGCUGCUGGCCCAGUGGCUGAAGCAGCCGUUGAUGGAUCCGACUGAGAUCGAGAAGCGACAGCAGCUUGUUGAGGCGUUUGUUGUGAGCACAGAGCUGCGGCAGACCAUGCAGGAGGAGCACUUGCGAUCGAUUCCGGAUCUGUAUCGGCUUGCGAAGCGGUUUCAACGGAAGCAGGCGAACCUAGAGGAUGUGGUGCGUGUAUAUCAGGUUGCGAUUCGGCUGCCCGGGUUUGUGAACUCGCUGGAGAAUGUCAUGGAUGAAGAAUAUCAGACACCACUUGAGACAGAGUACACGGCCAAGCUGCGCAGUUACUCAACUAGCCUAGCGAAGCUGGAGGAGAUGGUUGAGACGACGGUUGACCUGGACGCUCUGGAGAAUCACGAGUUCAUCAUCAAGCCUGAAUUCGAUGACAGUCUACGCAUCAUCCGCAAGAAGCUGGAUAAGCUGCGCCAGGAUAUGUACCAAGAGCAUAAGGCCGUCUCAAAGGAUUUGGAUCAGGAGAUGGAUAAGAAGCUGUUUCUUGAGAACCACCGCAUGCACGGGUGGUGCUUCCGUCUAACACGGAAUGAGGCGGGUUGUAUUCGCAACAAGAAAGCAUACCAGGAGUGCUCAACGCAGAAAAACGGAGUGUACUUCACUACAACGACGAUGCAGGCUCUCCGCCGGGAACAUGAUCAGCUUUCCUCGAAUUACAACCGCACUCAGACAGGGCUUGUCUCGGAGGUCGUUUCCGUUGCAGCGUCGUACUGUCCCGUCCUAGAGCAAUUAGCCGGCGUUCUCGCUCACCUCGAUGUCAUUGUGAGCUUUGCGCAUGCUUCGGUCCACGCUCCAACGGCCUACACUAGACCCAAGAUCCACCCGCGAGGCACAGGAAACACCGUCCUCAAGGAAGCACGACAUCCCUGUAUGGAGAUGCAAGAUGACAUCUCCUUCAUCACUAAUGACGUCUCGCUUAUCCGUGACGAGUCCUCAUUCCUCAUCAUCACCGGUCCCAAUAUGGGCGGUAAAUCAACAUACAUCCGCAUGAUUGGUGUCGUCGCGCUCAUGGCGCAGACAGGCUGCUUCGUCCCAUGCACCGAGGCAGAACUUACAAUCUUCGAUUGCAUCCUUGCCCGUGUCGGCGCGAGCGAUUCUCAGCUGAAAGGCGUUUCAACCUUCAUGGCCGAGAUGCUUGAAACAUCUAAUAUUCUCAAGUCCGCAACCUCCGAGUCCUUGAUUAUUAUUGACGAACUGGGCCGCGGUACCAGCACAUACGAUGGAUUUGGUCUCGCCUGGGCGAUCUCAGAACACAUCGUCAGCGAGAUCCGCUGCUUCGGGCUUUUUGCAACCCACUUCCAUGAACUCACGGCAUUGGCCGAUCGAUACCCUAAGUCUGUCAAGAACCUGCACGUCGUCGCAUUUAUCGGUGAUGGAACUGAAGAACAGGAGGACAAGAAGAAGAGUCAACAGAAGGUCACCCUUCUCUACCGCGUCGAACCGGGAAUCUGUGACCAGUCCUUCGGUAUCCACGUCGCCGAGCUUGUCCGCUUCCCUGAAAAGGUAGUCAAUAUGGCGCGACAGAAGGCCGAGGAGCUGGAAGAUUUCACGUCCGCCGAUCCCUCAGGCAAGGCUGCUUCUACCGCGAUUGACAAGUAUUCGCAGGAGGAGGUUGAAGAGGGUAGUGCACUUUUGAAGGCGAUGCUGCUUAAGUGGAAGAGUGCGAUUGAGGAGCCUGGGAAAGAGAUGACGGUUGAAGAGAAGAGGCAGAUUAUGAGGGAUCUCGUGAAGAGUGAUGAGAAGCUACAGACGAACCGGGUCUUCCAGGGGAUCCAGGCACUGUAA
Messenger RNA from Aspergillus mulundensis, 2811 nucleotides. Its product is annotated as mismatch repair ATPase MSH2. Gene Ontology annotation, biological process: mismatch repair; mitotic recombination. Gene Ontology annotation, molecular function: ATP-dependent DNA damage sensor activity; ATP binding; mismatched DNA binding. Gene Ontology annotation, cellular component: MutSalpha complex; nucleus. Bases 1 to 2811 code for a protein of 936 amino acids. The record is from RefSeq and is a predicted model, not a curated record. NCBI's taxonomy places the organism in Eukaryota, Fungi, Ascomycota, Eurotiomycetes, Eurotiales, Aspergillaceae. The transcript has 2 exons.